Molecule: messenger RNA, 1392 nt
Organism: Metarhizium album ARSEF 1941
Lineage: Eukaryota; Fungi; Ascomycota; Sordariomycetes; Hypocreales; Clavicipitaceae
Product: aureobasidin resistance protein Aur1
Exons: 2
Coding region: 1-1392 (463 amino acids)
Biological process (GO): sphingolipid biosynthetic process; inositol phosphoceramide metabolic process
Cellular component (GO): inositol phosphoceramide synthase complex
Molecular function (GO): inositol phosphoceramide synthase activity
Source: RefSeq, a predicted model, not a curated record
AUGAAGGACCUUCCCGGCUCCGUUCCGGGAAAGCCGGUUCUGCCGUCUCUAUGGACUGAGAACCUGACCAUCGCAUUCUUAAAUCGCCUCCCUAGCCGCUACCAUGUUGGCCGAAGACGAGCUCGAUCCAAAUCCAAGACAAUGCACCCCGGCGCGGAAGACAUCACGGCCUUGCGAACGUCAUUCAAUUCUUGGGAUGGUUUGCGGGAUCUUCAAAGGCACAGGUGGAGAGCUUCGGACUUGCAAUACGUCUUCCUUGUCGGAUUGACGCUCUUCUCCCUUUGGAUUGCCCCUCCCGCUCCUACACUCAAGUUUCUUGCCUUGGUUGCUGCAUCUUGGAUUUUCCUCAUGCCCGCGACCCGACAGUUCUUUUUGCCAGCCGUGACGAUAUGGGUUUGGCUCGUCUACUUCUUCUGCAGUCGCUUCAUCCCUUACGAUUACAGGCCCCAUAUUUGGGUUCGAGUGCUGCCGGCCCUUGAGAACGUCUUAUACGGUGCCAAUUUGUCCAACAUCCUCUCUGCCCACAAGCACGCCAUCCUGGACAUUCUGGCCUGGCUCCCCUAUGGUAUCAUUCACUUUGGGGCCCCUGCCGUGUGCUCACUCCUCAUGUUCAUUUUUGCCGCUCCUGGAACGACUCCUGUGUUUGCCCGCACAUUUGGUUGGAUGAGCAUCCUUGGCGUAACUAUCCAACUAAUGUUCCCGUGCACACCUCCUUGGUACGAGAAUGAACAUGGCCUUGUCCCGGCGAUGUACGGCAUGGAGGGUUCUCCGGCUGGUCUUGCUCGCGUCGACAAAAUCUUCAAUAUCGACCUGUACACGACCAACUUCACCAACGCCCCCUUACCGUUUGGUGCGUUCCCGUCAUUGCAUGGAGGCUACGCUGUACUCGAAGCUCUCUUCAUGAGCCAUUGCUUUCCUCAGUUCCGGAUGUUCUUCGUCGGCUAUGUCGGGUGGAUCUGGUGGUCGACCAUGUAUCUCAGCCACCACUAUGCCAUAGAUCUUGUUGGCGGCGGUCUUAUCGCUGUAGGUUUUUUUUACUCCGUGCGGGCGCGCUACCUGCCUCAGCGCCAGGCCGACAAGAUCACCCGAUGGGAGUACGAGUAUGUCGAAAUCGGGGACCGCCACCGGCUCGCAGACGAGGAAUACGGACAUGAAUACUUCGGCCUCGGGUUGCUGGAACAAAGUCGAGAGACUUCAAGCGAUGGCUGGACGCUGGGGAGCAGCUCCAGCUGCAGCUCCAGCAGCGGCACACUGAGCCCAACCAUCUCAGAGGACACAGUUCCAGGGAUGAUGGUGAUGGACAUAUCGGCCAACGGUCAAAUAUGGGAUGGUAGUGCGCCGCCUCGAGACGUCGAAUUAAGCGAGGUUGUCGUUGUCCGACAACACAAUUAG